Molecule: messenger RNA, 7064 nt
Organism: Nezara viridula (southern green stink bug)
Lineage: Eukaryota; Metazoa; Arthropoda; Insecta; Hemiptera; Pentatomidae
Source: the annotation of a GenBank genome assembly
AAAAGAGAGACCGAACGCUGGAAGGCCUCAGUCCUUCAGCUGCUCCCAGAUCUGCUGCUUGAGAAGCAGCUAAGACGAAGAUGUGGUCUGGAUCAGCUAAGAUGUUUAUGUUUUCAACACUGAUAGUAUCUUCGGCCUUGUUCCACACCAUCUACACAUGUGACGUAUUCUCAGAGAUAUCUGUCCAAACACCUGAAGGUGAUCACCUGUUAGGAGGAUAUCUGUCACAUGAUCAGUUUUCUGUAAGCCUCAACUGUUUUAUUGGAAAAAAAAUUCAAGCAGCAGCAGCCUCAAUCCUUCAGAAUACCGAGGCAGAGCCAGCGGAGAUCUUAUCCAACAUCAAUGAGGAUGAAUAUACUUUCCUACAAAUUCUUUACUCACUCAGUUCCAAUGACCCAAUAUUUUCCAACCUUCUUUUGGACCUUGCUUUAAAGAAAAGGCUACAUAAUGAAAAGCAGAUUAUAAGAAAUUGGUUGAGGUCGAUAUUAAAAAUUCCAGAUAAGACAAUGUACAAUGUGGUUGAUUUAAUAGCAAACAAUAAUCGUCUCUCAAAAAUACCAGAUGCUUUUAUAAAGGAAAUUCUUCGGAUGGUGAAUAAAAAUGGUGUUCUACUUACAUCUUCAGAAAAGGGCAAUACUGGAGUCAUCGAUUGGAUACUGGCCCAAGAUGGUGACUUUGAGAUGAAUAAAGCUUUGGAGAUAGCAUGGAAUAACCAACACUGGGACGCUGUGAGAGCUCUUCUUGGUAGCAAACAUGUUGGUAAGAUCAAUGGAAACUCAGCAUUGAUUCAUUUGACAAAUGCCGAAAAUGAAACACUUCUCCAUUUUGCUGCAGAAACUAAUUCCACAAAAGCUGUAGAAGCUAUCCUAGACGCUGGCACUCCAGUGAACACUAUUGAUGCAAACGGAACAACACCUCUUUUUAAGGGGGUAGAAAAUAACAAUUUGGAAGCAGUUAAAAAAUUGGCAGAAAAAGGAGCUGGGCUUUAUUUUGAAACACAUUCCGGAGAUGUGGCUCUACAUGCAGCUGUUUUAAAUGGAAAUGUUGAUAUUGUAAAACUGUUGGUCCAAUUGGGUUCUAUAAUAGAGAAAAAGAACAAACACGGUUUGACUCCUCUGAACAUUGCAGAGCAAGCGACUAUUACUGGUAUUAUUGAUUACCUUUCUCAAAAUAAUGUAAAAAUACCAGUAGAAUUUAAUGAUCCUUUGACGAUUCUCUCUUGGUCAUCAGUCUUAUGUGAUGUAGAAAAGAGCCAGAAAAAUUCUCCACUUAGCCAAAAAGAUUUAUUACAAAUGUCAGAGAUUGUAAGAACACUUUUGAGUAGAGGUGGCAAUAGUUAUUAUGGAUCAUUAAAAGAAAAACUAUUAAAGAUAAUAUUAGAUUCAGGUCUCGGUAUAGAAGGGACUGAAAAUGAAAAUCAAAUUCCACAGAUCAUACAUAAUCUUGGUACUGAUGUGAAUACUACUUAUAAGGAGGAUGCCAACAAAACAUCUCUAGUCCGAGCCGCCCAGUCUGGGAACAUCAUGCUUACCAGAUUGCUCUUGGUUGAAAAAUACUUUAUCAACGCCAAAGAUGAUGAUGGUAAUACAGCUUUGCAUGUAGCUGUCCUAAACGGAGACCAACAAAUGAUAGACCUGCUACUGAGAGAAGGAGCCGAUUUCAAUUUGCCCAAUAAUAAUGGUUCGACUCCACUGCAUAUUGCAGCUCGAAUCAAUCAAACUGAUGUUGUCAAUGUUCUACUCAAGCGAGGGGCUAAAGUCAACCUCAAGGAUAGUAAUGGAAACACACCCUUGUUCCUUGCUGCCUUGAACGGAAAUGACAAAAUUGCCAAACUCCUUCUUGAUAGAAGGGCUUCUAUUGAAAUUACAGGUAAAGAUGAGAGAACAGUUCUACAUGCAGCUGCUAGUGGAGGAAACGCCCGUUUGGUAGAACUAUUAUUAGAUAGAGGAAUCAACGUCAAUGUAAAGGAUGUCUAUGAUUACACACCUCUGUACAUAGCAACUGAUAUAGGGAAUGAUGAUGUAGUUAAUACCCUUCUCAACAGGCAAGCAAAUGUAAACAGCAAUAACAAAGAAGGUAGGACUGAACUUCACUUGGCAGCUUCAAAGGGCCAUGUUAAAAUAAUGAAACUUCUUUUAGACAGAGGAGUAGACAUAAAUGUAAAAGAUGUUAAUAUCAAUACUCCUCUCCAUGAAGCUGCGAAGAAGAACCAAACCAGUGCUUUGGAACUGCUCCUCGAAAGAGGUGCAGAUGUUAAUGCUAGGAACAAGGAUGGAUUAACUGCUCUCCAUGCCGCGGCGACGAAUGGAAAUACCAAAGUAGUCCUGCAACUUCUUGACAAAGGUGUCAACAUAAACAUAGAAGGAGGAGAUUAUGAAACAGCUUUAUAUUUGGCUGUUAGUAAUGGUCACCUUCCACUGUUAAAAUUGCUCAUAGAACGGGGAGCCAAUAUUAAUGCUGUCAACAAACAACUGCGUACUCCACUUCAUGCAGCAGCCCAGAAAGGAUAUGCUCCCAUUGUCAAUGUUCUACUUGAUAAUGAAGUAAAUAUUGAUGCCAAGGAUUCCAAUGAUGAAACACCUUUAUUUUUGGCUGCCCGAUACGGCAAAGAAAAUAUUAUUGACCUCUUAUUAGAAAGGGGUGCUGAUAUUAAUGUCAAGAAUAAGAAGAAUUGGACAUUAUUACAUGCAGCAUCAAGAUAUGGUCACUUGGAUGUAAUCACUUAUCUACUUGAUAGAGGUAUGGAUAUAAAUAAGAGGUCUGUUUCAAAUGAGACACCUUUACAUUUAGGAGUACUAAGUGGAAACGAUUUAGUAGUAAGCUUACUUGUUAACAGAGAAGCUAAUGUUACAGUUAAAGACAAAGAUGGUUGGACUCCCUUACAUCUGGCAGCUCAAGACGGCAAAAUAACAGUCAUCACACCCUUGCUGAACAAAGUAGAUGACAUUAAUGUGAAGAAUAAAGAUGAUAAAACACCACUUCAUGAGGCUGUUUCGGGAGGAAAGCUUGCAGCAGCGAAACUCUUUUUAGAAAGUGGAGCCGAACUGAAUGUAUUUACAGAUGACGGUUGGACAGAGAUUCAUGUAGCUGCAUGGAAAGGUUACAAGGACAUUGUUAAACUUUUACUAGAUCAUGGAGUAGACAUAAACAUCAAGGACGUAGACAGUGAUGCUCCCCUUUAUGAGGCUGCAAGAGCAGGUAGAUUAAGUGUUGUUCAGUUUCUAUUAGAAAAAGGAGCUGAUAUAGAUUCAAAAAAUAAUCGAGGAUUCACUGCAUUACAUACUGCAGCAUAUGGCAACCAUGCCUCUGUCAUUAAAGCUCUAUUACAAAAAGGAAGCUAUGUGAAUAUCAAGAGUUCAGAUGGCAAAACUGCCUUAUUCGAAGCGGCUGCAUCAGAUGCUAUAAGUGCAGCCAAGGUAUUAAUUGACAAAGGAGCUGACGUAAAUGCCACAACUAAUGAAGGAUUCACUGCUUUACACACUGCAGCUUAUGGCGGAAAUCUCAAGGUUCUCAGUCUCUUAUUGGACAAAGGAGCCAACAUUAAUUCGAAAAAUAAUGAUAACAAAACACCUUUAUAUCAAGCUGCUAAUAAUGGAAAAGAUGAAAUAGUUAGAGAACUUCUAAAGAGAGGAGCUGAUAUUAAUGCAAAGAUGAAUGAAGGUUGGACUGCUCUUCAUACAGCUGCAUACAAGGGUCAUUUAUCUAUAGUCCUCAUCUUAUUAGAUAAUGGAGCCAAUGUCAAUGUACAAAAUGAUAACGGUGAAACACCACUUGACGAAGCAGCUGAUGGUGGACAGUACACUAUAGUAAAAACUCUUCUUGAUCGAGGAGCAGAUAUAAAUGCUAAAGAUGUCAAUGGUUGGACACCAUUGCAUAGUGCAGCUAGAAAUGGCCAAGUAGCAAUCAUAACUCUUUUGAUAGACAGAGGAAUCAACAUUGAUUCCAGGAAGAAUGAUGGGAAAACACCACUAGACAUGGCUUCACGUCAAGGAAAGUAUGCCGCAGUUAAGGCUCUCAUUGAGAGAGGAGGUAAUAUUCAUUCUAAAGAUGAAUCUGGCUGGACACCUCUUCAUGCAGCAGCAUAUAAUGGCCAUUUAGCAGUCAUCAAUCUUCUUAUUAAAAGUGGAGCUAAUGUCAACGUUGAAAAUAAUGAUGGAGAAACACCUAUGGAUGAGGCUGCAGAUGGAGGAUAUUUAGAUAUAAUUAAAACUCUCAUUGAGAGAGGGGCGAAAGUAAAUGUCACUGAUAAAAUUAAUUGGACUCCAUUACAUGGUGCUAGCAAAUAUGGCCAUUUAGAAAUUGUCAAGUUUCUGAUAGAAAAAGGAAUCAAUGUUAAUGCUACCACAACCAGCGGGGAUACUCCCCUCACUCUAGCUGCUUCAGAGGGAAAGUACACCACUGUCAAAACUCUCAUUGAGAAGGGAGCUAAUGUGAAGGCUGAGGCUUAUGAAGGAAACACUGCUCUCCAUCUGGCAGCGAAUCGUGGAGAUACAUCAAUAAUUAACCUCUUAAUAGACAAAGGGGCUGACAUCAAUGCCAGGAAUAAUGAUUCUGAAACUGCCCUACAUAGAGCAGCUCAGAAUGGCCAUGUUGGAGUAAUUACAGCACUUAUUGACAGAAAGGCUGACAUUAAUGCUGUCGAUAAGGAUGGUUCCACAGCCUUACAUACUGCUGCUAAAGCUGGACAAACCAAGGUAAUUAACACCUUAAUAGCUAAAGGGUUGGAUGUCAAUAUUAAGAAUAAUAAGAAUAUCACACCACUUUAUGAAGCAGUUUACUAUGGACACUUGGAAGCAACAAAAACACUUAUUGACAAAGGUGCAGAUGUCAAAGUCUUAGACGAAGAUAAGAAGACACUGAAAGAUAUUGCAAAGGAAAGAGGAUAUAUCAAUAUACUGAACUUCCUGUCAACUAAAUAAUUAAUCAAGGAACUAUAGUUUGAACAAUAAAAGCUAGGAUUGAUUUAAAAUAUAUUAUCAAUGUUUAGUACAUGUUCUGCAACUGUUCAUAAUAUAUUUUAAAUAAGUAUAUCAGAUUAAUCUGAGAAGUAAAUAAUGAGUGAAAGAAACCAGGUGUUCAGUGUUUAUAAAAACCAAGUGAUAUAUACAUUUAAGAGUCAUUGGCUCACAUUUAUAACUAAUAGACCAAUUAAAGACACAAUUAUUACCAAAAUCUCAUCAUUACACUAGUUUAAGUUAUUAUACUAAUAUAUUUAUAGUAAUGAUGUUAAAUUAAGGAAACAAGCAUUGUAAAUAUAAAUAAUAAAUUAUCGCAUUUAAGUUGAACUGUAAUUUGACAUCAUAGAAACCAAUGUUGAAACUGUGACAUUGAAGUAUUAUUAUUUAAAUGUAUUGUUUUUAUAUUUAUAAAAAAAAAUACUUGGCUUUUUUAAGAAUUGUUAUUUAUUUUAACUUUCAAUUAUAGUAUAAUUUAAAAAAUGAAUCAUUUUUAUCAAUCCAUCAACAUGGUGGUUAGGGCCGUAUCCCUAAAUGCCAAUUUCAUGUAAGAAGUAGUAUUAGUUCAGAUUAGCCUUGAACAACUACAUUUUUAUUCCAUUGCGGCUCAAAUAGUUAGUAGAAUAGUAUGACAACCUCAUUUUUCUCCUUUUUUAAUAGGAAUACAUAAUAUAUACCUACACUGAAACAAAAAAAUAAAAAUAAUUGUAUUAACACAAUACUAUCUAUAAAUUGUAAACUGAUAGUAUACUUACAAAUAUUAUUGAAAUUUCAAAUAAAGCAAACAAUUGGAAAACAUUGAACAGUGAACAUUUAUAAUAAACAAAACAGUAGGUGUAAUGAAUAAUAAAACUUAAAAAGAGAAAGGAAGUCACACAAACCAGUUGCUGAUGGAUGUGAUAUCUAUCCCUGGAUUAGCUGAAUGACAUAUUUUUGUUUCUAUAUAUAGAUUAUCUUUUCUAAAAUAAGAAUUAAUGGGAUGUGAAAAACAUAAAUAGAUCUUGAAGCCCUUUUAAUUUAUGUGUGCAACCUACUUCCCUGAAAAGAGGCUUUAAAAAGUAAUGAUGGGAUCAUAAUUUCCAUUCGUGGAAUUAUUCAAAAAGUAACAACUUUUUUUCAUUGGCCUGUUAUCAUUUACUUAUUAUAUUUUAUGUUUAAUACUAUUAUUCAUUUUAUUUUUUGGAUGAGAAUGUCAUUAAUUGCUGGUGUUUGGCUAAAACACCUGUGUGUGAAGACUAAGGAUUACUAUCAGGAUACAAUUUUAACGUUUAUUUUAGUAUCAUUUUUGCCUUUACCGAUCCUUAAAUUUCUUUUCAAUUAAUCUAAAUUUAAACUUCUGCAUUAUUCUAUUGAUAAAAAACAAAAAUCCUGAUUCUGAACCAGAUAUACGUACCCUCACAGAACCACUACUUCAUUUUUGCUCAUAAAUUUAUUGGCUCAAAUUCCUUUCCAACUUUUCUCCACACUAUUGAUAUUGAAUUUGUGCUCAUCUGAAUAAACUACAAUAUUCCAGUAACUUGUAGGCAUUUUUUCAUAAGUUAUUUCGCGAAUGCAAGCCUUUUUUCUCAUUGAUUAAAUUUAUGAGGUAUUUUUCAAUUCAUUCUGGCUUUAAAGGCUGCUAUAUAAGUAUCCAAAUGAACAUUAAAUUCCUCUUCAGAAUCCAGAUUUCAAUAUCAUCGAUCAUUUAUGGGCUUACAUUGAUUUGCAACUUGAAAAUCAAAAUAUACCAUCAGUAAAAUAUCUUAAAACUAAAUUGUUUGAAUAGGAGAAAAUACUUUCCCUAUUAAUUUCUAAGAUGAUCCAAUCAAUGCCUAAGUGGUACUGAAAAACAAAGGACUGCAUAAUAUUAAAUAUUAAUAUAAAUAUAAAAUAUAAAGAUUAAUAAUUAAAAUAUUAAUAUAAAAUUUUUAACAAAAUAAAGAAAUGAAUUGUUGUACAAUAUAUAGCUAUAUACAAAAAGUUUUGCUACAUUAAAAUUUCUAAUCUUUCGCUUUAAACUGUAUUACAAAUAUUUGAAUUUAUAGUUAGACAAAUAUUUUUGAGACAAUUGAGAAGAGUGGUAUUGAAGUUAUAUUAAGGUGUUUAAAUAAAAUGAUAUUUAGAAAAGAA